AUGCCCCUGGUUACCGUGCUCACGGAUGUCGAUGCUGUCAUUGCAGCCAAGAAGGAGGUUGCGGCAAUGGUUCACAACGCUGUGAAGACUGCGCUCGGCAAGCCAGACCAGUACAUCACGGUUGCGCUAACCAAGGCUGAGUGUGUCAUGGUUGCAGGGCAGGAGGCGUCGGUGGUUGUCGAAGUCGACUCCAUUGGUGGUGAUUUUGGCGCAGUCAUCGCGACUAUUGCCGACGGCUUGAAGGCGCAUGGUGUCGAACCCUCCAAGGUUACCGGAACCUUCCGGGGCGUUUCCUUCAAGGAGUUUGCGAUGAACGGUCGGCCUCUGGGCUGA
This is a messenger RNA of Symbiodinium sp. CCMP2456, 333 nucleotides long. The record is from the annotation of a GenBank genome assembly. Lineage: Eukaryota; Dinophyceae; Suessiales; Symbiodiniaceae.